This is a messenger RNA of Linepithema humile (Argentine ant), 1000 nucleotides long. Its product is annotated as cilia- and flagella-associated protein 70. Lineage: Eukaryota; Metazoa; Arthropoda; Insecta; Hymenoptera; Formicidae. Gene Ontology annotation, molecular function: protein binding. The record is from RefSeq and is a predicted model, not a curated record. Gene Ontology annotation, biological process: cilium assembly; cilium movement. Gene Ontology annotation, cellular component: extracellular exosome; motile cilium.
UAAAUUUAUUCAGAUUCGAUUUUGCGAUUUUGAUAAGCUCUUGCGAAUUAUAAUUUGUGCGUAGAACGUUGUGGCGUCUGUAUACACAUAUCUCGUCGAACAAAUGCACUUGGCCAUUAAUAAAAUCAUCGAAACCCGUCUCGUAGACGAUGAUUCGCUAAAAAUUGUGAUAUCUAAAAAGUUAUACUUCUACGCCGAAGAAGCUUAUGAGUUAGGUUACUUGAAUGAUGCAAGACGGCAUCAUCUGACUGCAAUUACAGCAGAUAAGAGUGAUCCCGAAGCAUGGACAAAGUAUGCGACUUUCCUUUUAAAAAUUGGCGAUACGGAGCGCGCAAAAGAGAGCUGUCGCGAAGCGAUUCUCUCAGAUAGACGAGAUAAAAUCGCUUUAUUAAUGUAUGGAUUAAUUCUCGCCGGAGAGCAAAAUUAUCGGGAAGCCGAAAUCUUUUUGCGAGCUGUUACCGAUUUCCACCCGCGAUUCGUCGAAGGUUGGGUCAUUUUACACCUGUUUUACAUUCACACGGAUUAUACUCCAGGAAUAGAUCUCGCUUUGCGCAUAGCAGAAAAUUGUAUGCAAGAUAACGAUAGAGAGAUGGAAAUUUCGAAUAAAGAUGCCUUCGCUUGGACAACAAUCUGCUGUCCGCGAGAUAGCGUCUAUAUGAUAACAGCUGUGUUACUAAUGAAGCUGUAUCUCUGUGACUUUGCUAACGUAGCAUUAGCAGAAGAAAUUUUGCGAGCCAGCAGAAUCACCUACGUGCUAUAUUACUUAGCUGUGCAAUCUUAUUUAUUGCACCAAUACGAAGAUGCUUUGUCGUAUUUAACAGAAGCCGAAAAUAAUUACGAACUGGUUAGUUCAUUUUGUUCAAUUAAUUUUCAUUUAACAUUGCGGAACAUGUCUUAUUGUUAGCCGUUUCUUUCUUUCGAGAUUGUGAUUUUAUCUCCGCAAUUAUGAAUUUGUGGAAUAACAAAAUUAAUUAAUUUAAACAGAGAAUACAUGAAUAAU